GCCGGACUGGCGGCACCUGCGGGAGCCGUUGCUGCCGCUACCGCCGCCUGAGCAGCAACCCCAGCAGCUCCUUAAGAGGCAGCAGCAGCGGGGGCGGCAGGAGCAGAAGCUAAAGCGGCAGGGGGAGGUUGUUGUUGAGGGCAAGACAAGCCAGUCGCGCGAUCCGCAACAACAGCAGCAACCCCUUCUGCAGUGCCAACAGCUGCAGCUGCCGCAGCAGCAGCAGCAGCCACAUCCGCAUCCAGAGCUACCACAGCCUCAACAGCGGCCUCAACAGCAACAGCAGCAGCAGCCGUAUCCGCAGCUACCACAACCUCAGCCACAGCAGCAGCAACCACAGCAGCAGCCGCAGAAACGCGGACGAGGGCGGCCUCGCCGCCACCCCGCUCCCGCUCCUCCCUCUCUCCAGCCGCCACAACCCCAACCAAAGCCGCUUCAGGAGGUGGUUAGCCUCCUGGACAGUGACAGCGGCGACGACAGUGACGUUGUGGAGGUACCCCUCCCGCCCAAACCCACAGCACCCCUCGCCACCACCGUCACCUCCUCCUGCUGUCCUGAAGACCAGCAACAACAACCGCCGACAGCAAACAACCCCCCGUUGCCUGCACACAUGCAGCCCCCGCAGGGCGCCCAACCACCAGCAGCACAACCGCUGCAGCCUUGCACUCAACAACGAGAACAGUCGCAACAGCAGCCGCACCCGCAUGGGAAUGCUCCCGUACCCGCAACAGCAGCCACCACCGCCGGCGUCAAGCCGCACGGCACCGUCCAAACCGCACGGGGGCGACGGCAGCGGCCAACAAAACGGACCGCACCCUCACUGCUGGCGCAGUCCGACGGCGCCGCCGCCGCCGCCGCAACCGCUACAACCGGCAGCUCGGUGCCGCUGGCGCCACCACUUUCCUCCUCCGCACUGCCAACAACGGGACUUGAUCCAGCCCUCGCCCCGAACGCCGCCCCCGAGGGGAUUGACGGAGGAGGACUGCCUCAGCCCCUGCAGCAGCAGCGGCAAUUGACCAUGCCGUCAGCAGCAGCAGCAGCGACACCAGCAGCAGCGGCAGCCGCACCUCCAGCACCGCCACUACCACCACCGGCACCGGCGGCAGCACCACCGGCACCAGGUGCACCAGCACCCCCACCAGCAGCAUCACCACCCCCACCAGCACCAGCAGAUGCCCCGCUGCUGCCGCCUGCCCCGCUGCAGCUGCGUGCGCCCCCGGGCCGCCCCGUGUGCCGGCCCGCCUGGAAUGUGACACCCCUGGACCCCGCCAGCUGCGGGGCGGCACCUGCACGGGGGGAGCGACUCAGGUCCUCCCGGCUGCCGCUGCCCCUCCGGCUGCUGCGGGAGCGGCUGGGCGGCCGCAGCGGCACCCUGCGGCUGUUCGUGGAGCGAGACGGCUGGGUGGACGGAGUCACGGCAGCUGGCUGCGCGACAGUGGCUGGCGAUAGUGAUGGUGAUGAGAAGGAGGAGAGGCAGGAGGAGGAAAAAGAGGAGCAGGAAGAGGAGGGAGGGGAAGAAAGGCCGACCACCCUUGCGGGCCUCCCGCCGCAUGUCCGCGGCUGCUACUUCCUGGGCUGGGGCGUAAUGCCGGGGGGCAGUCUGGUGCUGCGGGUGGCCUCACAACAGCAGCCCUCCCCGCCAGAGGCUGCGGAGCCGGAAGAGAGGGCGCGCUGGAGCGCUUGGAGGAGCCGACGGGACCGGAAGUCGCCUGUUGUUGCUGCUGCUGUGGGGCCUGUGGGCUGUGCGGGCCAGGUUGGGACUGAGGGGGGUCGAGGAGGUGAUGGGGUUGUGGUUGAUGGGGCUGGAGGUGGUGGGGGAGGUGCUGUUGCUGGCGGCAGUGCAGGGGCGG
This is a messenger RNA of Astrephomene gubernaculifera, 1850 nucleotides long. Lineage: Eukaryota; Viridiplantae; Chlorophyta; Chlorophyceae; Chlamydomonadales; Astrephomenaceae. The record is from the annotation of a GenBank genome assembly.